Messenger RNA from Bipolaris maydis ATCC 48331, 549 nucleotides. RefSeq lists its product as uncharacterized. The record is from RefSeq and is a predicted model, not a curated record. NCBI's taxonomy places the organism in Eukaryota, Fungi, Ascomycota, Dothideomycetes, Pleosporales, Pleosporaceae. Gene Ontology annotation, cellular component: extracellular region.
AUGCGUUUCAUCCUCAUUACCCUGACCUCGCUCCUUGCCCUCAGCAGCGCAAUCGCCCUCCCUCAACCCCAACUCGACGGCCUAGGCGGCGGUCUCCUCGGCGGCGGCGAAGGAGGUGAAGGAGGCGAGGGGGGUGAAGGCGGCCAGGGCGGCCAGGGCGGCGAAGGAGGUCCAGGUGGUCAGCAAGGCGGCGAAGGAGGCCCAUAUGGUCAGCAAGGCGGCGGUCAGCAAGGAGGCCAGGAAGGUGAUCAACAAGGCGGCCAAGGCGAACACGGCGGACAAGGCGGCCAUGGCCAUGGUCACGGUCACGGCCACGGCGGCGGCAUCUGCGGUUCUUCUUCUCCCCUCUGCUGCCAGACUGGUUUGCUGGGUGUGUCCAACUGUGCUAGUGCUGGUGCCGUCACCACACCCGAUGCCUUCAACGCCCAAUGUGCCCAAAACGGUCUCUCGGCUCAAUGCUGUAUUUUGCCGCUUGGCGGGCUGGGAAACCUCGGUGGUGAUGGGUUGAUUUGCACGGCGCUCUUGCUGCUCGGACUUGGUGUGAUCUAG